CAAAUCCCGGCCCCGCCGCUGCCGCGCCGUCGCAGCCCGGGUCUCUCCCCGCCCCUGCACCCUUGCCCUGCCCGCUGGGACCAUGGCGCUUGCGCUGCUGCUGCCGGCGGCGCUGCUGCUCCUGCUCCUCUACCUGGGCUUCGUGCGCUGCUUCACCGUCGCCCCCAGCGCCGUCUUCCAGUGCCGGGAGCGGGCCGGGGCCGCUGGGUCCCAGCCCCCGCGUGACGCAUGGGGCCCCCGGCUCUCUGGCCAGCCCCUGCGGCUGCUUGUCCACCUGGCUAACACGGCUUUCGGGCAGUUCUGUUUAGUACCGUUUUUAAUGAGGCAGAAUAACCUGUUUCUCCUGCGCUAUCUCCACAUUUAUGAAGAUCCCACGUUUUUCCCAGAGGUGGCUGCAGAGGCUAAAAAGGACAAGCCUGAGACUAAAAGCACUGCUGAGAUUCUCGAGCAGUUGAUGGAGAUGAGGUCUCAUUCUGCCACCUCUGGAUUCAGCUUCAGGGAGAUCCUGGACUACCUCAACUCCUACCGGACCAGGGAGCUGACGCCAACACGGAUUGCAGAGAACAUUAUUUCCUUGCUGGAGGAUUGUGAAAAAUCCAGCCCCCCGCUUCGAGCAAUUGUGCAGUGGGACAAGCAGCAGAUUCGGAUGAUGGCUGAGGCCUCUACCACUCGCUACAGAAAUAAAUGUCCUCUGUCUCUUCUGGAUGGUAUCCCAGUCUGUCUGAAAGAAGAGAUUAAGGUGGUGCCUUAUCAUCAUCGAUCGGGAACGGCAUAUCUGGGGACAGAGCCUGAGACUGAGGAUGCUACGCUGACCAGGAAGCUGCGGGAGGCUGGAGCUGUCAUAAUUGGGGUCUCAAACAUGCACGAACUGGGGACUGGAACCACUGGCUGUAAUCCCGGCAGGUUUCAUGGCACCACUCGAAACCCAUAUAACCCCAACUACUUCACUGGUGGCAGCUCCAGUGGGUCAGCAGCUGCAGUAGCUGCAGGUCUUUGCCCUUUGUCUAUCGGCAGUGAUGGAGGUGGCUCUGUGAGGAUUCCUGCUUCUUUUUGUGGCGUUGUGGGGCUGAAAGGUACAUUUGGAUGUUUCAGUGCUUACGGUUCCCAUCCACUGUCCUACUCCACGGUCAGCCUCGGCCCUAUUUGUGCGUCAGUGACAGAUGCAGCCAUUGCAUACAGCAUCUUAGCGGCACCAGACCCCCUGUACCCCUAUGGAUUGAACCAGCCGAAACCAUCCCUGUCAGAUGUACUCACCCCUGACCUGAAGGGCUUAAAGCUGGGAGUGGACUGGACUUUCUUUAAGGCUUGCGAUGCAGAGAUCUUGGCAGUCUGCCAGAAAGCUGUGGAGCAUCUGCAGGCCCUGGGUGCCACGGUGGUGGAAGUGUCCCUGCUGGAGAUGGAGGAGGUGCGGGUGGCACAUCUGAUCUGUAUUCUCAGCGAGAUGAGGGACUUCCUGCAGCCUGACUUCAACCACCACUUCCAGGACAUGAACCUGGAGACACGGGCCAACCUUGCCUUGGCUUCCAAAUUCACUGCUCUGGAUUACAUUAAGGCAAACCGGCAGAGGAGCCGGAACAUGCGCUUUUUGAAAGAAAUUUUUGCCACCGUGAACUGCAUCCUCACCCCAGCCACGGCCUGCACUGCCCCUAAAAUCCAUGAGACUGACCUUGAGACUGGGAACAGUGAUAUUCUAACAACUAUCCGGACCAUAAGAUACAUGCAGCUGGCCAACUUCACAGGCAUUCCAGGCCUGGUAGUUCCAGUCGGGUACACGGCUGCUGGGCUUCCCAUCAACUUCCAGGUCAUGGCAAAGUGGUGGGACGAGGCAGUUCUCCUCCGUGUGGGGCUGAAGCUGGAGCAGUUCCGAGGCGCGACCAGGAAGCCAGCCAUUUAUUAUGAUGUCUUUGCCUAACUGUAGGACCAGAAUUGGAGAGGCUUUGCUUUCCUUGGUCUGGUGUUCAUGGGAGUGGAGGAAAAAGGGUGGGGGGGGGGGAGUUUCUGCUUUCACAAGGGAUCUGAACAAGGGGCUGCAGUAGGGUGGGAUGCAUUGUGGAACUUUCCUAUCCAAGUUUUGCUCUGGGGUAUGAGGGUACUGAACAGACAGCAGUCUGUGUAUAAAUCUAGGGCUGAUAGGCAGGAGCAGGGCCCAUCCUUGUUUCUGCAGUAAAGCAAGGCUUCAGGGCUUAGGCCAAUAGGACCAACCAUUCUCUGCUUUCCUAUUCCUGCUCCUAUAUCAUACAUGUAAUUCCCCCUGAGUUCUGGGUCUCUUCACUGUGCCAUUGGUGUGGGAGCCCCUCUCCCAACAAGGUUUGGGCACUGGGGCUGCUUCCUCCUUGGCUCAACUGAUGAAAGUCUGCCUUACCAUCUAUGCCUGUCACACUGGAAAUGAGGCUGAGGUAUCUGCAGAGGGCACAGCCUAAUGUAGGGGACAUCUAGCUCAUUCUCUCUCUUGGGGCCUGUUGAGAGCGUUGCUCUGUUUGAAUAGAGCGAAUCCAUCUAGUGUCAAGGGCUGAAAGCGAUCACUACAAUACCUUUAAAAAAGCACCCCCUCUGCCCCUUGUUGGAGGACCAGCUAGGAGGAAACUAUAUUGCUUUUGGCCUCAGACCUAGCCCUCCCUGGUGGUUAAUAGUGCAACAUAGUGUUUGAGACUGAAGAGCAUCAGCAGCAGAAGUCCCAGCUGUUAGCUCAGCUAGGUCAAACCUGGGUAAAAAAUAUUUCUUCUGGGGAGAUGUUCGAUCUGAUGUGGAUUUGCUUUAUAGAGAAGGCUCUCCCUUCGUUAUCCAUACCCCCAAAAAGGAGUAAGAUGUAUUUAGGCAUGUUUUCUGUGAGAUCCUUGGUUUCUUCUGUGACUUGACACAUCAGCUUCAGUUUUAGGGGGACCAUCCACAUGCUGUAACUUAUUCACAAGGGAGGGAACUGGCCAGUAGAACUGAAGUGUGGCCCUUAGCACAGGGUGGGGGGUGUUGCAGCUAGAUGUGCAGGACUGUCAGAAACGAACAUGCGGGUACAUCUUAACUACAGCACAAUGUGAGACAGAAGCGACAGAGCAAGCCAUCUCUAUUCCCUUCCCUGCACCUGCUUCUGCCAAGGAAUUUUGCUGGGGGGAAAAUCAAGACUCCAAAAAUGGUACUAGGCUGGGAGAAGAGAUGCCAUCCUGUAUUGCUUCAAAAAAUGCAAAGUAAACUGCCUUGAAGUCUGCACUUACUGCUCCCGUUUCCAUACAGGAACUGGGCAUUAGAAAGGUCUUAAUGCCACAGGCUACAAGGAAACCUUCAGGUCUCAAGUGGCAAUGUUUUCUGCCUCACUAGAGGGGCCUGAGGCUGCUGUGUAUCUGCUUUGUAACUUGUUCUUUUCCCCGUGCCUCUGAGAUACAAGGAGUGAGACCCAUGUAAGCAUGUCUUCCAUCUCUGGUUUCUGCUUGCCCCUUUAUUUCUUCUCUAAUAGGAAAUUUGUACCUUUUGGUUUCAGUGUGUGAAGUGCUGUAACUUGCUCACAAGGAGGGGUACAAGGCUUAGUUCAGCCACUUUGCUAGGCUUUUUCUUGUUCUGGCAAUAAACCAAAUUUGGUGCUAUGAUUUCUGCCUGAAGAGAAUAGGGUCCAGCUUUUCAAAAGUACUUGAGCAUCUGUUUCCUAGUAUGGUAGGUGUCCAGGUUCCCUUUUUAAAAUAUGGCCCUAAGCUGUUUGGGUAUCGUGUUUGGUAACUGAGGGUGAACUUUCCCUUUUAUUAGUGUAAUUCCUUGGGUCAUAAACUUGCUCCAUUAUUACCUUGAAAGCAUUUAGAAAUACCUUGUCACAUCUACCACAGAAGCUGCCACUGUGGUUGAGAAUUACCAGCCUCAUGUUAACCAGAACAGGAAAGGCAGCUGGAUCUAAAUUUCUUGGAAAUACAUGUGUAUCUUAUGCUUUUCAUUUUUAAGCAGAAGCAAUCCUAGGCACAGGGUUAUCCCAUAGCAUUUACACACCAUCCAACCCCAAACCCCUUCUCUGUUCCACUAUAUGUUCCUCUAGUGUCAGUUCCUGCUCCCCCAGCAGCCAGUCAUGUUGGUUUCCACACUUUUUUUUUAAGGAUGCUUCCUAGUUUUUUACUGAAAGUACCUAGGCUCAGGUAUUGGGAUCAAGCUCUAGUAAUUCUUUUGCAGAGCUAAGUGUUCCAAAUAUAUACCAAAAAAAAAGCAGCACUUGUUUCUGAUGUAGGAUUAAUGUGUAUAUAUAGGUUGCUGUGAAGAAGCCCCUUGUAAAGAAGUCACCAGCACGUUGGUUUGUUCAGAAGGCUACUAGGAGAUAUUACUUAAGUGCAAUACUUUGGCACAAUUGCAGUUGCAUUUUCAGGUUAAAUAAAUAAUUUCUCUCUUC
Molecule: messenger RNA, 4354 nt
Organism: Alligator sinensis (Chinese alligator)
Lineage: Eukaryota; Metazoa; Chordata; Crocodylia; Alligatoridae
Product: fatty acid amide hydrolase-like
Exons: 20
Coding region: 83-1912 (609 amino acids)
Molecular function (GO): catalytic activity
Source: RefSeq, a predicted model, not a curated record